CCACGGCCAGGUGCCUGAUUGAGUUCUCAAGCACCCGCUCAAAAAACUCCAUCAGGUCGUCGGCAGGGUUUUGAAAGACGUGGGGGCUGAGGUGAUGGGUCAGGGCACGUUCGAUGCACCCACAACCGCCGGGGCAGUAAGUGAACUUCGACAAUACAACGGGCGACUGCGGGGGUGGCGGCAGCAGUUUCCACGAGGAGCCGACGAUUGGGAAGUUGUUUUUUGGAAUGAAGAUUUGAAAGGUUUUUUCCCUUCGGUCCCACAAGACUGGCUGAUUGCCGACGUGGAAUCCUUGCUGCGGGAGUUCGUGGAUGGCCGGGCCGGAACUUUGAAGGAUGAAAAGAAUUUGGUGUUUACGGUGUUCCCUAAAGACCCUAAGCGGAAGACGGUGUGCGGCUUGGUUCGCGAUCCAGAUGGCGUUCACAUUCCUGUGAAGUUCGUGAUUCCGGUGCUCCGUCACGCACAGGAAGCGUCGGUGUUUCUGUGCGCUGGUGAGGUGGUGCGCCAGAUUCGGGGGGCGUUCAUCGGAUCUCCACUGUCGCCGGCGUGGUGCACGAUCUCAGUGAUGCAGAGGGAACGGGAUUGGAUCAGGUCGGCGCUUGGGCGGGUUUUGCGGUGUCAGGACAUGUGGAUGGCGUUGCGGUACGUCGACAACAGGCUGGUGUUGGGAUUCAGGAACCGGUCUGGCGUGGUGUUGGUUCCUUCUUCACUGCUGGAUAGCGAGUUAUAUUUGCCCCCUGUGGCUCUUGAGAAGGAGCCAGCCAACGAUUUCGUAGGGGUCAAGAUCAUGACCGAAGGGACCACCGUGGAAACGCAGUACAUUGUGGAGGGUUUCGACGGGAUUGCCAAGCGGGGAGGCGUGGGAAGUUUUCCAGAACAGCACCGGUGGCGGUACCGAAGCUCGUUGUCUGGGGGGAGCCAAUCAGUGAAGGUAGCAGGGUUGUUGGGGAGAUUACACCAAGCCGUGCGCCUGAGUUUCCCGGUUCCUCGCGCACAAAAGGCGGCGGUGCAGCUCGUAGGGGUGUAUGUGGCGCUGGGGCAUCGGUCCGAGGAGGUGGCGCGGGCCGUCUCAGUAAUUCGAAAGCGGUACCCGCAGGCAUUAGGAAAGGUGGGCGAGAGUCUGGCCCGGGCUGCUCGUAGGGGGGAUUUGGCGGAGAUCGUGCGCUUGCAUGAUGGCUUGUGAAAUAUCGCCCUUCUCCUUCCUCAUCCCCCCAGCGGUCUUCUGUGUCCCGCGGCCAAUGCUGUUGCCACGCAGGAAGGGUGGGGAGGAGAAAACGGUUGGGAAAAGCGGCGACCGCAACACUCACGAGAGAACCGCGCAUUAUGGAACAG
Molecule: messenger RNA, 1332 nt
Organism: Prorocentrum cordatum
Lineage: Eukaryota; Dinophyceae; Prorocentrales; Prorocentraceae
Source: the annotation of a GenBank genome assembly